AUGGCCCACUAUGGCAGCCGUAUAGCAGACUACGUCGACAAGCACGCCAAUGCCCUUGCCAACGAUAUCCGCGACGCCAUCGACCGAGCAAGCUGGAUUCCCGACUCCCUCCGGCCCCCGCGUCAACCGGGCAGCGGAGGAUACGGUCCAUUUUCGGCUCGUCCACCUCCUCCACCGCAGGGGAUCCUCCAGAAGACCACAGCUUGGGUUUCGAAGAAUCGGACCGCAAUUGCCAUUGUCGUGGCAUUCGCAGGGACAACCCUGUACCUGAUCCACCGCAGGAAGAGGGCACAUGCGAGAAAGAGACGAGCGAAGAAACUGCCCAACGGCGCCAAAAAAGAGAUUGUGAUACUGGCGGGCUCGACCUUCCACGAUGCAUUGACCCGUUCGUUGGCUCUUGAUCUCGAACGCAGAGGCUAUGUGGUCUAUAUCACCGUCUCCUCGACCGAGGAGGAUUCCCUCGUACAGCAAGAAGCAAAAGCCGAUUUGCGCCCCCUCUGGAUUGAUUUGACUUCGACGGUCCCGAACCCGGCGGUCGACGUGCACCCGAAUCUGGAAUCUAUCCGUGACCUCCUUACAAAAUCAUCGCGAUCCUCGUCACCCAGCAGGAGCACGCACCGGACAGGUUCCUCUAUGGGGAAUAUGACGCUGGCCGGUCUCAUUGUCUUCCCCGGCAGCUCAGGCUACAGUGAAGGACCGUUGGCGUUGCUUCCACCAUCCGAUAUAGUAGAUACGAUCAACACUCGCCUUGUCUCGCCUCUCUUGACCGUCCAACAAUUCCUCCCGUUAUUGGCAAACCACAGUCCCGACCCAAAGGCCCCUUCAUCCAUCAUUAUUGCAUACCCUUCGAUUCCGCACAGCCUUUCUCCCCCACGUCAAAUUCCAGAAUGUCUGGUCACAUCAUCACUCUCAGCACUAGCCGCCUCCCUCAGGCGAGAGAUCGCCGCUGCAAACGCCCACAUCACCGUCUCCGAACUCAAGUUAGGAAAUUUUGAUAUGGGCUCCGUCACGUCCUGGUCGAGAACGACGCCAACUCAGUCGACGCUCACGCCCGGUGCGUCGUCUGCGCUUACGCAUAGCCACUCUCACUGGCACUCGUCGCAACGUGCCGCUCACCAACGCAAGUCACUCGGCCAAAGGAGCUUCAUCCGUGGCUCCUCGGCGAGGGAGUUCCACAACGCGGUCUUCGAUGCUCUUGCUCCGCCGCAGACAUAUAGGCCUUUUGGUUUCACGUCCCUCGAGUUCACUUCAAACACAAGACCCAACGUCAUUUUCGUCGGCAGCGGUGCCAGACUUUACGAUUACGUCGGCAAAUUGAUGCCUGGCGGACUGGUGGGGUUGAUGAUGGGAUGGAACCGAAAGAAGACAGCAUCGCGGUCCGAAGACGAAAUGUACAAGUCCACGAGAUACGAUGCGAGCGGCAGCCCGAGCGCAAGUGGCGUAGGCACUCCCGCUGGAGGUGGCAGCUCGUCUGUGGCCGGACAUCCUCUUUCAGCCUCCGCUUCAGCGUCGGGAUGGGGAUUCCAAUCGCUGGGCAGUGAGAGCGGCAUCUGGGAAAAGGUAUGA
Molecule: messenger RNA, 1566 nt
Organism: Fonsecaea erecta
Lineage: Eukaryota; Fungi; Ascomycota; Eurotiomycetes; Chaetothyriales; Herpotrichiellaceae
Exons: 1
Coding region: 1-1566 (521 amino acids)
Source: RefSeq, a predicted model, not a curated record